GUUGUCAGCACGUUGGCCAGUUGGCUUCAAACUCGCAGACCGGGACUGUAUCGCGUUGCUUGUGCAUUUUUCCAAUUACGAAAUAUUUCGUCAUAAUUUAAAAAAAAAAUAAUAACAACAAUAAUAAUCUGCAAUGAAAAUGUAUAGUCCAAAACAUAAUGUAUCUCCAAUAAAAUGAUAAAGAACAUCUAUAGGUAAUCUAUAUACUUACGAAACAGAACUAAACUACACGAUUUCAUCAUGAUUUCAAAUUCAAUCAAAUUACUAAUAUUACAUUUUGGUCUUAUACUGGCAUCUGGAAAUUGGGGCGUACAGGCCAGUUGGGACGAGUGGUGGACGUACGACGGAAUAUCAGGGCCAAAAUAUUGGGGCGUUUUAAACCCACUGUGGAAGUUAUGCUCGAUUGGUAAACGACAAUCUCCGAUCGACAUUGAUCCGGAUAAACUUCUGUUCGAUCCAUUUUUGAAAAAUCUUCACAUCGAUAAAGACAAAGUUAGUGGAACAAUCGAAAACACUGGGCAGUCUUUGGUAUUCAGAGUGGAUAAAGAGUCAAAAUAUGUUUUGAACAUCACCGAAGGUCCUCUGACUUAUCGCUAUCAAUUCCAAGAAUUUUACAUACACUUUGGCACUGAUAAUAAUCUUGGGUCCGAACAUAAAAUCCAGGGUUACUCGUUUCCGGCUGAAAUUCAACUUUAUGGUUACAAUACUGAUCUUUAUUCAAAUAUGUCCGAAGCCCAAAUGAAAUCUCAAGGCAUUGUGGGUGUAUCACUUAUGGUUCAAAUUGGACAAACAACGAAUUCAGAAUUUCAAAUGGUUACCAAUGAGUUCAGUAAACUUUUAUAUAAAGGUUCUCUGCGUACAAUAAAAGACAUAUCCAUCAGAGAGAUGCUUCCGGACAUCAAAUACUACAUGACGUACGAAGGAUCAACCACUCAUCCAGGCUGCUGGGAAACGACUGUGUGGAUAGUGCUGAACAAACCCAUUUACAUAACCAGACGCGAGAUGUACCACUUAAGGAAAUUAUCCCAAGGUUCGGUGGAACACCCAAAAGCCCCAUUAGGAAACAACUCAAGGCCAACACAGGACCUACGCGAACGGACUGUUAGGACGAAUAUUAAUUUCGCGCAGAGAACCGAAGCCGAUCCACAGGGUAAGACUUGCAAGCUGAACAUGCACAAAAACAUGUACUAUAAAGCCAACGAUUGGACAUCGGAUUCUCUGUACCAGAUAUAACUACGUUUUCACCGGUGGUUUUUGAUAUGAUAUGGCUUGCGGUGAUGCCCCAGUCUUGCGUACCGCUUCGUCCGGCUUCCGACAGUUCGACCGGAACAACUCAUUGUCAGCGAUGUUUUCCUCGACACCGAACAACGGACGGUACUGGUCCAGAACCAAACAAAAAAACAUACCGCAAAUUAGAUCAAUAAUAUAUUAUCAUUCCUUCAUAAUAUUUAGUAAAAACUUAUCGUUUUAGUUACUUUUAGUCGCCUCUAUAUUAUAAUAUCAAAUACUAUUAUCGUAAAUAACGACUCAUCUGGCGUUGACGUCGGUGAUGGUGUUAUUGGAGGGGGGGAUAUCAACUUUUAUUUGUUAAAUAUAUUAUUAUUAUAUUAUGAUCAUCGUCGUUUAAAUGCUAUACAAUUUAUAUUUUGUAUUGUUGUUUUAUCGCCGUUCGUAAAUAUUAAUGUACAUAUUAUUAUUAUUAUUAUUAUUAUACAAACGUAUAACAAUUAUUAUUAUGCUACGAUAUUAUAUUAUUAUGUAAAUUGAUUACUAUUUACGAUUUAUGUUGUACGAUAUACAUAUGCAUAUAUAUAUUUAGAAUAGUUUGUAAUAAUAUUGUAACGUCGUAAUAAUAUAUUAAAUUAUUAUUAUUAUCAUUAUUAUUAAUAUAAACCUGUGUGAAACGUUACAGUAAAUACUGUGAAAACUAUCGUAUUGGCGAAAACUAUACUGAAUAGGUACCUACAUUAAAACGCGAUAUUAUAAUAUUAUUAUGUAAAACAUUGCGUAACUGGCGUAAACGCCGGUUUAACUAAAAUAAUAUAUUAUAUUUAAAAGUGUAUACUGUAA
Aphis gossypii (cotton aphid) is the source of this 2070-nucleotide messenger RNA. It is a transcript of the gene CARPA, whose product is annotated as carbonic anhydrase-related protein 10. The record is from RefSeq and is a predicted model, not a curated record. The coding region runs from base 241 to 1233 and encodes 330 amino acids. NCBI's taxonomy places the organism in Eukaryota, Metazoa, Arthropoda, Insecta, Hemiptera, Aphididae. Gene Ontology annotation, molecular function: zinc ion binding; carbonate dehydratase activity. The transcript is spliced from 12 exons.